AUGGAUUUUAGCCAUGCAUCCCACGAUAUUGAAUCCUUUGAAAUUGACGAGCUCCCCGGAUUAAUAAUACGGCACGGCCAAUACAAACUUGCACUUUCGAUUAAGUUUUCUUGCCAGCGGGUUCUUCGUCUCCAGGAUGGCGAACAAUUUGGAAUGGAAGGAAUCUCAAAUCACGUGUACAUUGAACCCGAAGAAUUCUCCAGCCAUAACAAGAUGCAUGAAAUUAUCGACCAAACUGUCAGGACUUGGCAAAUAUGUAAUUGUCGUCGGGAAAGUGUGAUUCAGAAUGUGAUUCAACGUGCACAAGAAAUUGCAGAACGAUUGUCUUCUAAUCACAGCGUUAUAUUUCUUGAUGUUAAAGCAAAGGUGGUUUAUAGUGAAAACCUUAUUCAUGAAUAUUCACGAAUGUACAAUGAGAUAUUGCAGCAGUCGAUAGAAGAAGAUAACGACUGUAAUAUGAUUCCAGCUACUGAUUCGUCGAUCAAAUCGCUUGAGAUGAAGAAAUUAGAUGACGAGAAUAAUGACUACGAGAGUUGCAGUAUAUGUUUGGACAAGUUCUACAAAGGAAUUGUAACUACGUGUAUGCCGUGCUUGCAUAUGUUUCAUAGUAAUUGCAUUACACAAUGGCUCAAGAUGAGUCAUUAUUGUCCAGUCUGCCGUUUUGAGAUGCCGAUCGACUGA
Molecule: messenger RNA, 681 nt
Organism: Olea europaea var. sylvestris
Lineage: Eukaryota; Viridiplantae; Streptophyta; Magnoliopsida; Lamiales; Oleaceae
Product: E3 ubiquitin-protein ligase SGR9, amyloplastic-like
Exons: 1
Coding region: 1-681 (226 amino acids)
Biological process (GO): protein ubiquitination
Cellular component (GO): cytoplasm
Molecular function (GO): ubiquitin protein ligase activity
Source: RefSeq, a predicted model, not a curated record